GGGGGAUGCAGAACAGCUGAACAAGGCCACAAUUUGCCGCACAAUAAGGAGUGUGUGUCUGGCUAUCAAAGCAUUAGCAGAUGUCUUCAUCUCCUUCCCUGGCCACAGAAGACUCUGUGACAUCAAAGAGGAGUUCUAUAGGAUUGCAGAUGGUCUGCAAUGCUGACUGUGUGAUCAGCAAUGUUGUGGCAAAAUGGCCUGGCUCAGUCCAUGACUCCAGAAUCUUUCGGGCCUCUGAAAUCUAUCAGUGCCUAUCACAAGGUGAAUUGUCUGGUGUGUUGCUGGGAGACAGGGGGUAUGGCUGCCAGCCUUUUCUCCUGACACCUUUCACAGACCCCCAGGAAGCACAGCAGGCCUACAACCAUGCCCAUGCCAGGACCAGGGCCAGAGUUGAAAUGACCUUUGGCCUCCUGAAGGCACGCUUUCACUGCCUUCACAAAUUAAGGGUCAGCCCUGUUAGGGCAUGUGAUAUUACUGUGGCUUGUGCUGUCCUCCACAAUGUGGCCUGCCUGAGGAAGGAGAGGGCCACCAGCCAUGGACUGGGACAAUCCGGCAAUCUUCCCUGAUGACGACAGUGGUCGGCUGCUGAGGGACCAAUAUGUGUUGAAUUAUUUUAGUUAGUAUGUGUGCUUUCAAUUUUGGUUAAAUAUGUCCUGCGGUGGCAGAGGAAUUUGGUUUUUUUUGGGUUCGUUUUUUACGAAUUUGGCCUCUUAUGAUGUUUGUGCGGUAUACUGUGUGUAAUACAAGGCUGCAGGGAGGCUACUGCAUCCAUUCAUUUGUCUGUUCAGUUGAUGUGUAUGGAUUUGUCCUGCAUUUAUUUUAGUGUGCAGACAUGCAGGGUGUGUUAUAUACAGACCUUUGAAUGUGUAUGUAUCAUUUUGUAUAAUAUGCUUGGAUUCUGUGCUUUCCAUCUUGUAGAGUCACUGACUUCAGUUUCGAAAGGAGCUGAUGGUUUACCUGCUUUGUUUUGUCCUUAUUCAAUAAAGGAACAUAAUGUUACACAUUGUGUUUUUAUAUUCA
Messenger RNA from Oncorhynchus keta (chum salmon), 1020 nucleotides. Its product is annotated as putative nuclease HARBI1. The coding region runs from base 81 to 566 and encodes 161 amino acids. NCBI's taxonomy places the organism in Eukaryota, Metazoa, Chordata, Actinopteri, Salmoniformes, Salmonidae. The transcript is spliced from 3 exons. The record is from RefSeq and is a predicted model, not a curated record.